UCACACGUACAGAACUUUCACUUUGUGCUCUGCUCCGUAACACGUGUGCUACUGGUGUUUCGUGGUCUCAGUUCAGUACGAGUUACGACGCCGUAUAAGCAGCACAAAAAAGAUCUCGACUAGAACAGUCGGCACCGGCAAGUGAUUAAUAAGUAAUUAAAAGUAUUCGUGCGCCAAAGUAGAACAAAGCCAUCAUGGACCAGUUGAACAACAACAACGUCAUCAACAAGAAGCUGGACUUGACGCUGCCAGAACUCGAGGAAUUUUUCCGGGCCAACAUCAAUUCCGAGAAAAAUGAGUCGAGGGACUGUCAAUUCACGUCGUUGAUCGAGAUAAUGACCCUCAUGAACUACAAAGACAAGCCGGAAGUCGACCAAGAGGGUAAGCCGAUACUGCGGCGUACCACAGCGGUGCAUUUCGUGGCCAGGCGCGAUCUACCCCUGGAGAGCCCCAAGAUCCGGACCCUCUUUCGAGUGUACGACAGAUUCGAGGCGAAUUACGUCGACGAGACGGGCUUGAGCCACUUCCACGUGGCCUGCCGAUAUGGCUUCCACGACGUGGUCGAGCGAUUCAUCGAGGCCGGACAGAGUCCGGAUUUUCGACCGUUACAAACGAUAGACCCACCGCUGCACUUGGCUCUGCACCACGGCCACUGGAAGACGGCCGAAUUGCUCCUGAGUCGAGGUCACGCCGAUCCAACUGCGACAAGCAGAGACGGACUGACGGCCUUGCACGUGCUAAGUCAGAAUCCGGACUGCGAUACGGGCUUGGCGCAGACGUUGCUCCAGGGCGGCGUCGAAGUGCGAGUCGACGCUUGGGACAAGUUCGGCAACACACCGCUGCACCUGGCCCUGCACUGGGGCAACGCCAAGAUGGUCGAGCUGCUGUUGAGGCGCGGCUCCAAUCCGAACUUCGUCAACAACGCCGGGAUGGCUCCGCUGCACGUCGUCUCGAGGCGGGACCGCGACGGCCACCUGGUGGAGCUGUUCUUCGGCGUCGCGGACGAGAUGUAUCUGUCGGUGAAGGUCGACGUCCGGGACAAUAAAGGCAACACACCUCUGCACUACGCCCUGGAACGGGGACUCAAGAGGGUCGUCGAUCUGCUGCUGAGGCGGGGGGCCGACCCGAAUUUGGCCUGCGCCGACGGUGGCAAUUGCCUGCACAUCCUCUGCAGGCAAAAGUGCGACAGAGAGCUGAUCGAGGCGUUUUUCCGAGUCGUCAACGAGAGACUCCAGCUGAUGGAGGUCAACGCCCGGGACAAGCGCGGCGAUACCCCCCUGCACUUGGCUCUGCGACGCAACGACAAAACCAUGGCCGAGAUGCUGCUGAGGAGCGGCGCCGACUCGCUUCUGGCCAACAACGAGGGAGACACACCCCUGCUCAUGAUGAGUCGAAAUCUCGACGAGUACCGCGACCUGCUGGAUAUACUGAGUGGUCUCACAUUUAAUCAACCUGAAACGGUACAGGUCGAGGUCAUUGGCAGUUCGGCCCCGACGGUUACCUACUCCAUCGUCUGAGGAAUUCAUUCGUCUACGUAUUAUUUGAACAAAGAGAUACGCAAUGAAUGGCCGGUAAAAUUGUUCUUGAAAAUUUUAACAAGAUUCAUUUUGAUCAUUUUUUAUUGAUAAGCACAUACGAUCGUUUGUAAUAUCAGAUCUUAAAAUGUACACUCAUUCUUACGCCACCUUAUAUACGUUAUCGAACGUAAAUGUAAAAAAAAGUUAUGCUAUAGCCAAUUGUAAAUGUUUAAAUAAUGUAAGGAAAAAACGAUUAUUGAUAAU
Molecule: messenger RNA, 1781 nt
Organism: Trichogramma pretiosum
Lineage: Eukaryota; Metazoa; Arthropoda; Insecta; Hymenoptera; Trichogrammatidae
Product: ankyrin-1-like
Exons: 1
Coding region: 195-1517 (440 amino acids)
Molecular function (GO): protein binding
Source: RefSeq, a predicted model, not a curated record